CCCGCAUCGCAUAGAUUUAUGAUGACUCAAUCAUCUCUCAGCCAGAGAUUCUAUUAAUACUCAAGCAUUUCACGAAUCACCAUCAUUUCCCGAAGUAAGCAGAAUAAUUGGAAAUAAUGAUUACCGGUAUUCACCACGUCAAUCUACUCGUCCCCGAGGGCACACUCGAUGAUGCAAACGCGUUCUAUGGCGAAACGCUAGGCUUACGUCCGAUGCCGGUCCCGCAUCUGCAACGCGGCAAGAUUGCGUGGUUCAACAUCGGAGAAGCUAGCGGACAGCAAAUUCACAUCGCAUUCGGACAGAACGAGCCCAACGCAUCGCGGCAUCCGUGCUUCAAGCUUGGGUCUUUGCAGGACUUGCAGGCACUUCAAGAACGGAUCUGGAACCAUCAUAAACGUGGUGGGAGUGCGGCACCACUGGCAGCUGAUCAGCCAGGACAACAGAAUUCAGGAGCCCAAGGUGUGGAAUAUCCGUCUAGAUUCUUUGCUAGAGAUUAUGCGGGGAAUAGAUUGGAGUUUACUUCAUAGUUCAUUGAAUCUUAUGCCCUCAGAAUUCAUUCCAUUACACUAGCACCCUUCAUACACGCCCCAUAGCUGUAUACUAAUAUGCA
Messenger RNA from Talaromyces proteolyticus, 610 nucleotides. Its product is annotated as putative glyoxalase family protein. Lineage: Eukaryota; Fungi; Ascomycota; Eurotiomycetes; Eurotiales; Trichocomaceae. The record is from RefSeq and is a predicted model, not a curated record. The transcript is spliced from 3 exons. The coding region runs from base 117 to 527 and encodes 136 amino acids.